CGCGAUUGGGGUAGAUGUGGAAAAUCGCUAUGGCGCAUGGUAGUGAAUGACAGUCGGCCGUCGGAAAAUGUAUUCACAUUAAUGUGCUACUUCGGUGCGUUUCAAUAUUUCUGAAUUCGCGCGGCGUUCGUUGCACGCGCUGUAAAAUGUAAAAAAACGCGCCGACUGCAGCAUUUCUCGUGUGUUUGGCCAUCUGAAAAUAUAUACUUCACACUGAACGAACAAAAAUGUACGCUUGGAGAUUACUGUUUAUGUUUUGUGUAUUUAUACCCCUAACAUAUCAAGGGGUAGCUGGAAUAACUAAUGGAAAUGUUGAAAAAAGUGACGAAAUCUCAAAAACAGAUGAUGAUCUAUCUUCGACCGAGAUGGGUCUCGACGCUGCGGGCAGGAAUCAAUCGGAACCGGAGGGUCCGCCCGAUUCGCACGAGGCGAUGAACAAUCGGGAAUUGAAGCCGAAAUUGACAAUCGGCAAUCGGCGGAAGCGCAGCUACGAGUUCCUCGUCGGGCUGGUAAAGAGGAACGCCAGUGUGUACGAGGUCACGAAAAAUGGCAAAACAACACCCGCCACGGACGCUGACGUGAAGGCAAGCGAAGUCCUCCUGGAACUGCUCGUGAAGAUCGCCGCAAAUCCACAGCAAUGGUCCAGAGUGCACGCGCUGCUCCAAAAAAUCGAUAAUGAUUUGAUCAAAUCAAAAGAACUUGUAGAUAAUAUUAAAACAUCACCAAUCGUGCGAGACGACGUGGCAAAAACGAAACAGCUCGUGGACGAUGACAUAACCUCCUUACAACAGGAGACGACCAAGUAUCCUUGGUUGCCUGCGACAAAAACCAACCAUAUUCCGGCGCCAUAUCAAAAGAACUUCGCAUAUCAUCGUGUCACCGGCAACCCGUUGACGCAUGCGCCGUCAUCCGGCAGCAAUAAGAACCCGAAAGCGUACAUUGCUGUUUCAGUGAUUGCGCCGAAGGCAACACACGGGCAGAUUGACCCGGCCGCCGCCGAAGCAGAUGACCUCAUGCUCGAGAACGAGCUGAAAGAGCUGAAGCCGUGGUCGCAUCAACAGAAUCUGAAAAACAUGGCGGACAUCCGGUCACGAUGGGUCAUACAAACCGAUAAGGAAGCACUUUCUUCACCUUAGACAAAAAAGGACUCGCACACACUCACAGCAGAUCACAUACAAGCACAUCCUGAUGAAUUCACGGCCAUCAGCAAGGAUUUAUUCUUGUGGCAUGCGGUUACUUGUUUUUGCCAUAUUUUUGUAUAAUGAAACGCGCAUGCGGGUAGAUGGUGCUUGUUGUUGAUUGAUUUACAUGUGCCCCACAAGUUUAGUCCAUUUCUUACACGAGUUUCUUUAUUAUUGAGUUGAGUGCUUGCUUUGAGACUCAAUGAAAUACUCAUCGUCAACAUAUUUGCCAGAUUAUAUCUUAUUGAAUUUAUCAAGAUCAAGAAAGCAAAUACUAAACUAAGAUAAUUGUAGAAUUAUAUCAACAAACUGAUCACAGAUCACCCUAAAAAUGUCCCUUAAAGUUAGAUUAUAAGUAUAAAUAAUUAUGGAUAAACAAAAUGAUGAUGAAGAUACAAGUCGUACACAGUUUGUGAUUGCUUCGGUUUUCAGUUUUUGAUAAUAGAAAAUCUGGAAAAUGUUUAUAACACUUUGCAUUUUUUGUUUUUAUGCAUUUGUCAGCACACUUAUAUGAUUCAUGUUUUGGACUUAUGUUCUUCUGCUUGUAUUCUUUACGUGCUGCUACUUACACAAAAAAAAAACUUUGUAAAUGUUACAGAUAUGCCAAAACAAACUGUUUAUGACGAAACAAAUUACAUUUACAUUCUUAUAUACAUAUAAUGUGUAGACAUAAACAAGUAAAUGUUAUAAAUAGAUAAAUAAUAUACAAGUAAAAAUUAA
Messenger RNA from Dalotia coriaria, 1901 nucleotides. RefSeq lists its product as uncharacterized. NCBI's taxonomy places the organism in Eukaryota, Metazoa, Arthropoda, Insecta, Coleoptera, Staphylinidae. Bases 228 to 1136 code for a protein of 302 amino acids. The transcript has 5 exons. The record is from RefSeq and is a predicted model, not a curated record.